Monosiga brevicollis MX1 is the source of this 1761-nucleotide messenger RNA. RefSeq lists its product as uncharacterized. Bases 1 to 1761 code for a protein of 586 amino acids. NCBI's taxonomy places the organism in Eukaryota, Choanoflagellata, Craspedida, Salpingoecidae. The transcript is spliced from 3 exons. Gene Ontology annotation, biological process: mitochondrial translation; arginyl-tRNA aminoacylation. The record is from RefSeq and is a predicted model, not a curated record. Gene Ontology annotation, molecular function: arginine-tRNA ligase activity; ATP binding. Gene Ontology annotation, cellular component: mitochondrion.
AUGGCUCAUCUCAUUCGGAAUCGGCUGGCCCAGGCCUUGGCACCGCUGCUUGAUCUUCCCGCGUCAACGUGCGCCGUCGGUGUUCAUGUCAAUCAAGACUACCGCAAAGGUCAUGUGGCCAUCAAGGUGCCGCUCGUGCUCCAAGCUGGCGGCACAGCUGCCACCGAGGCCGCUGCUUUGGCGCAGCGCAUCCACCAAAAUCUCAAUUUGGACUGGGCUGACACCCAGCUUGCUCGAUGGGCGCUCGAGGCUGCCACUCCCCAUCAUGUGCCUCUGCCAACCGAGGGCACCACGCCUUUGCUGCCGCAGUACCGGUGCACCACCCCAGAUGUUGCCAACUCGGCCCGCCACACGUUGCUCGAGUUUAGCUCCCCCAACAUUGCAAAACCCUUUCAUGUGGGGCACCUGCGCAGCACCAUCAUCGGUAACGCCCUUCGCAACAUCCUCGAGGCCACUGGGGAACGCGUGACGGCCAUCAACUAUCUCGGCGACUGGGGCCGCCAGCUCGCCCUUGUCAUGAUCGGCCAAGACUUGCUGGCCAGUGAUGGCACCACCAGCGCUGGUUCCAGUGCUGGUUCCAACGCUCCACCCGGCCUACAUGACCUCUUCCGUGCAUACGUGGCUGCCAACAAGGCCGCUGAGGCCGACCCAACCAUCCUGCAGCGGGCUCGGGAUCUGCAUCGCGAGCUGGAACAAGCCCUGGUUGCCGGUGACGCGCAGCACCCUUUGCUGAAUCGAUGGCGAGCACUGCGCUCUGACAGCAUCGACGCCUACGAGCACAUUUAUCGUGCUUUACAUGUUCGCUUUGAUGCUUAUGAGGGCGAAUCCAACUACGUGCCCGGGGCGCGCUCGCUUGGUGACCGCCUAUCAGCCCUGCCCGGGGCGCGCGUGGACCAUGGUGCGUGGGUCGCGGACUUUGCCGACCUCCCCACCUGUGUCUUGCAAAAGGCCGAUGGCUCCAGUACCUAUUUAUUGCGGGAUUUAGCCGCUGCACUCGAGCGUGCGGCGCGACCCGAGGGCCCUGAUCGAACCAUUUACGUGGCCGGCGGAGCCCAGGACGUGCAUUUCAAGCAACUGCAGGCGCUACUCGCUGCCAUGGGCCGGUCGGAGGUGGCCACUGGGUUACAACACGUGGGCUUUGGCUUGAUCAAGGGCAUGAGCACGCGGCAGGGCACGGUCGUCUUUCUGGACGAUCUACUGCGAGAGACUGAGUUUCACAUGAGCCAGGUCUUGAGCCUGAAUCCCCAAAAAUUACGUGAACUGGAUGAUCAAGCUGGCACGACCCAAAUGCUGGCACUGUCCGCCAUCGUGGUGCAGGACCUGCGGGCGCGUCGUCACAAGGACUACGAGUUUCACUGGCAGCGCAUGCUCUCCACGACCGGCGACACGGGUACUUUGUUGCAGUACACCCACGCGCGCCUGGCCUCAUUGGAGCGUCAAAGUGGGCUCGAUACUGGCGCCAUCUCGGUCGCCGAUCUGCAGCUCACGCACGUGAUUGACGACGAAAUGCACGCGCUCGCCUUUGAGGUCAGCAAGCUUGAGCCAACGGUCGUCAAGGCUGCUGAGGACUUGGAUCCCUCCAUCCUUCUUCAGCAGGUCCUACGCAUCGCUCGAGCUGCCAACGCUGCCCAUGCUGCCCAUUACGUACAGGGGCAGCCCGCACCCGUGGCUCAAGCCCGCCUCGCUGUUUACGCUGCUGCGCGCUGCGCGCUUGCUCACGGUCUCUCGCUGCUUGGCUUGGUCCCCCUCUACCGAGUUUAG